GAGAAGAAGAAACAAGAAGAAGAACAGAAAUCUGAACAAAGUCCAGUUAGUGAUCAGAGGAAGAGCUGUGGAAUAAAAAUGGAAGGAAAAAAUGUGAUACCAAAUCCUUGUUUAAAUUUGGUCUUGUUGGGAAGAACAGGCGUUGGGAAAAGUGCAUCAGGGAACACAAUCCUGGGACGACAAGCUUUCAUGUCAAAGACAAGCAUCAAAUCAGUCACACGAGAUGUUGCUGUUCAGUCUGAUUCAGUCUCUGGGUUUCCAGUCACUGUCUAUGACACGCCAGGAUUUUCUGGUUCAGACAUUAAGGAAGAGCUUAGGAAAUAUGAAGAGGUUCUUCAGAGAUGUGAAUCAGGUCCCUGUGUGUUUCUGCUGGUCAUCAGUGUUGAUAGAUUCACUGAAGAAGAGAGAAAAACCGUGGAGAGGAUAGAGAAGUUACUGGGAGAAAAACGGCUGGAGAAAACCUGGAUUCUCUUCACCAGAGAUGAACUGGAGGAUGAAAACAUGACAAUAAAAGAGUUAAUCGAUGACAAUGAAUUACUGAAGAAACUCAUUCAAAAAUAUGAUCAGAGAUACCAUGUGUUCAACAACAAGAAGAGAGGACAGAGUGACCAAGUGAGAAUACUGAUAACUAAAGUUUUACAGAGGAACUCAAGGAAUCUGUCAAAAAUACAAAGAAUCCCCAUCAACAUCCAGGAUGCUUCUGUCUCCAGUCUCUCAUCCAGACGGAUUGUUCUUCUGGGUAAAGGUGCUGUUGGGAAGAGUGCAGCUGGAAACACAAUACUGGGACAGAAAGAGUUCAGAUCUGAGAUGAGAAUGAAUGCAGUAACCAGUGAAUGUUCAGAAGCUCACACCACUGUUUCAGGCAGAUCUGUGUCUGUAGUUGAUACUCCUGGAUUCUUUGAUGCACAGAUGAGCUCUGAGCAGUUUAUGACCGAGAUAGCGAGAAGUGUUUAUUUAUCCAGUCCUGGACCUCACGCUUUUCUCAUUGUGUUUUCUGUGAAUAAGAGAUUCACUGAACAAGAGCAGCAGAUUCCUCGGAUAAUUGAGAUGAUGUUUGGUCAGGAGGUGUUAAAAUACUCUAUCAUUCUCUUCACUCAUGGAGAUCUGCUAGAAGAAAAGUCUGUAGAGGAACUCAUUAAGGAGAAUAAUAUAUUAAGAGAUCUAGUUCAGCAGUGUGGAGGCAGAUAUCACAUCUUCAACAAUAAAGAUCAGAGAAACAGAGAGCAGGUGAAUGAUCUACUGCAGAAGAUUGACACAAUGAUAGAGCAGAAUGGAGGAGGACACUACAGUAAUCAGAUGCUUGAAGAGGCUCAGAGACGAGAUCAGAAGUAAAGUCAGGAAUGUGUCUGUAGUUGAUACUCCUAGAUUAUUUGUCACAGAUGAAACAUGAAUCUGAUGAGUUCAUUGUAGUCCUGGACCACACACUUUUUUCAUUGUUCUCAGAGUAGAUGUCAGAUUCACUGAACAGGAACAGCAGAUUGUUCAGAAGAUGUUGAUGAUGUUCAGAUGAUGUUUGGUGAAGAAGUGUUAAAUACUCCAUCAUUCAGCUAGAUCAGCUGAAAGAAAACAUUAUAAAGGCACACUUUAAAGUUUACUCUGCAUUAAGACACCUAGUUGAUCUGUGUGGAGGCAGAUAUCACGUCUUUAACAACAGAGAU
This is a messenger RNA of Megalobrama amblycephala (Wuchang bream), 1658 nucleotides long. Its product is annotated as GTPase IMAP family member 8-like. The transcript is spliced from 3 exons. The record is from RefSeq and is a predicted model, not a curated record. Lineage: Eukaryota; Metazoa; Chordata; Actinopteri; Cypriniformes; Xenocyprididae. Gene Ontology annotation, molecular function: GTP binding. Bases 79 to 1332 code for a protein of 417 amino acids.